Messenger RNA from Trichoderma harzianum CBS 226.95, 1129 nucleotides. RefSeq lists its product as hypothetical. Gene Ontology annotation, cellular component: mitochondrion. The transcript is spliced from 2 exons. The coding region runs from base 188 to 970 and encodes 260 amino acids. NCBI's taxonomy places the organism in Eukaryota, Fungi, Ascomycota, Sordariomycetes, Hypocreales, Hypocreaceae. The record is from RefSeq and is a predicted model, not a curated record.
CGCAUCUGCCCACUUCGGCAAAUGUUUUCGCCGCCGACAACCGGCACAUGGGCGGUUAUCCGAAGCUAGCCACCACCGUUGAAGCAAGGCUCCAAUUUACAACUUGCACCGCUGAAGAGACACCAUAUUAACCCGCAUCUCAUCUCCAGCUCCCUCAGCUCAGCUCAGCAAUAGCCUCAGCCUCAAGAUGGCCGUCGCUGGCCUUGUUGCAGUCGAGACGCUGCCCCGAUUCCUCCUCCCACGGCUCAGCUGGACUGCGCCGCUCUCCGCAUCUCAAUCUGCUGCAGCCCAACCAUUUGCCCCUCUACAAGCACGAACGAACCAAAGAGCAGUGCCCGCCUUCAACACCAAUUUCUCGGCCAGACGAUACAACGAUGGCCAGACACCGGCGCUGAGGCGAGGGUUUCACGCGACGAGUCGACGACCCCGGGAGCAUCAUUUCGACACGCUCAAGUUUGUCAAGCAGCUCAAGGAUGAGGGCUUUACCGAGGAACAAUCAGUCGCCAUGAUGAAGGUCCUCAACGACGUCAUCCAGGAGAGCAUCCAAAACCUGACCCGAACCAUGGUCCUCCGGGACGAUGCUGCCAGAACCACAUACACGCAAAAAGUCGACUUCGCCAAGCUCCGUUCCGAGCUCACUUCCGCAGACAGCACCGAGUCCAACACGACGCGCAGUGCGCACGAGCGCCUCACCAACGACAUCGCCAAGCUCAGCAGCCGGCUACGAGACGAGAUCGGCCGGACCCAGGCCAGCGUGCGGCUGGACCUUAACCUGGAAAAGGGCCGCAUCCGAGAAGAAGCUGUGGGCCAGGAGCUCAAGAUCAAGGAGACUGAGACUAAGAUUGAACAGGAGGUGGCGGCGCUGAGGGAGAAGCUGGAGCAGGUCAAGUUCCAGACGCUGCAGUGGCUGAUGGGUGUGUGUACUGGUUUUGCGGCGCUGCUGCUUGGUGCUUGGAGACUGCUCAUGUAAGGGACAUGAUGCGUCUUGGAGGUGGUGCUUAAGAUGGCGGGCAAUUGUGAAUAGUCGUGCAUUAUACAAUCAUGAUUCGAAUCCAAAGCGUUAUAAAUAGUUUCAAUUUUGGUUUUGCUCGCCAUGAUAUUAUACGACCUAUUUCAACAUGUUUCAAAC